Messenger RNA from Paramecium tetraurelia, 1779 nucleotides. RefSeq lists its product as uncharacterized. Lineage: Eukaryota; Ciliophora; Oligohymenophorea; Peniculida; Parameciidae. Gene Ontology annotation, biological process: transmembrane transport. Gene Ontology annotation, cellular component: membrane. The transcript is spliced from 3 exons. The record is from RefSeq and is a predicted model, not a curated record.
AUGUCUUAAUAACCUUUAAUUGAAAUUCCAACACUGAAUUAAAAUGAAAAUCAACAAUAAGGGCCCAAUAUUAAAUCAAGCAAACUCCAAAAAUAAUCCAGUCUAGAUCAUCUGUCGGUUCAUAGUUUUAAGAGUGGAUUGACCUACAUUAGAGAUUCUUGGAAGAGUGGAAUGGCCUAGACAAUAUUGAAUAUGCCAUUUCACUUAACUAUCGGUAGUAGUUCAGGUUGCAACGCCUCUGUUGGUAUCACGACUGCAUUCAUAGCAGCACUAACCAAUGGAUUCUUUAGUGGAAGCAACCAUUCAAUAUAUAUGCCAUCUUGGGUCGUAAUUGGAUUGAAUUAUCAAUUGGUGAAGACCUAUGGUGUUGAAGUAAUGCCUUGGAUCACAAUCAUAGUGGGAAUCUACAUUUAUUUGGCAGGAUUAUUAAAAUGGCAUCAUUUAUCAGAUUUUAUUCCGGUUUAUGUUAUAGAAGGAUUCUUGUUAGGGAUUGCAAGUCUAUUUUUUUUUUCAUAUAGUGAUUAUAUGUUUGGAUUAACAGAUAAUCAUUCGAAUAGAGGAGUGGAACUGUAUUCAUCUUACUACGAUAUGUUUAUAUCUUUUUAAGAAAGAGGAGAUUUAUACUAUUUUGUAGGUGCAUGGUGUGUUUUCCUCUUUUUGUAGAUGGGUAGAAUAUUCUUUAGGUAAUUUCCAUGGAUAUUCAUAACUACAUUAACUGGAUUAACCUUGGGAAUAGUCUAUCCAACUGAAAAAUGCUUGAGAUCAGCAUAUGGAUAAGUCACAAUAUAUUUUAAUUUUAUAGAAUAUGAUGGCCCAAAAUUUCAUCCAGACUUUUAAGUUGUUAGUCAUCUAUUAACUUAAGCUAUACCCAUCACACUUUUUAUUUUGAUAUAAAAUCAAUUCUGUGCCAGGGCAGGUUAGUCUUUAAGUGGUGUCAAAUGUGAUUAUGAUCAGGAAAUACAAUGUGUAUCUACUGCCAAUAUUUUAAGUGGAAUAUUUGGUGGGUUGCCUUGUUGUGCAUCAUCAAGGAUGUACAUUUUAGAUAUUAAGUUACGUAAGACCAACCAAUGGUCCUCCAUUCUUAACGCUUUAUCAAUACUGUUCUUCUAUGGUGUUUUUAGUAAAUUUUUUAUGGAUAUACCCUUCUAUAUUAUUAGUGGUCAAUUGCUGUACAUGAUUAUCAAUAUACCACCUUGGCAUUACUAUGUUAAUUUAUACAGAACCUAGAGAAAAUUAAUUUUAUUCUAUAUUUUUUGUAUUGCUUGGCUCUGUGUUAAUUACGGUGCCAUUCAAAGUACUCUUAUUGGCAGCAUGCAUGCUCUAAUUAUUUUUGCACAAAAAAUGAGUUCACCCUCAGCAGAAGUGAUGACCAAUCAAAAGGAAGGAGUGUAUUAGAUAAAUCUAAGAGAUUCUAAUCUUCAUGAAUUUGAAGAAGAAUGCAAUGACAUUCCCCCAAAUCUAGAAGGAACAUAUACUGUUUACAGAUUUAAUGGAGCCUUAAAUUACAUCAAUAUCAAGGGUCACAUCGAUUAGAUCAAAGAAUUAGCCAAGACAGACGUUUUCAUUCUCAGUUUCAGAUAUGUUUGCGUUUUCGAUUUCUAAGCAGUUGACAGUUUAGCCAUUAUUAUAGAUAACAUGAGAAAAAAUAGCACUUAGGUGUAUAUUACUGGAUUGCAUCCUGGAAUGUUGGAACUAUUGAGCGAGAAUAAGAUCUUCAAAGAGUAUUUUACUAAUGAAAGCCACAUGUUCCAUCAUAUAGAAAAACUGCCCUCUUAGUGA